AUGUGGAAUAUGGUACAGACCGAUCAUGACGAUAUUGAGAAGGCCGAGGCCAUGAACUCAAUGGCCGGACUCAAGUACACCAUCGAUCACACUUGGGACGGACUUCCAGUCUCUCAUGAGGCUAUCAAGAUCGAUCUGAAAUGGCACUUCGAGCGACUCGUUGGACGUCCACACAAGCGUGUAGUCAAGAUUUCCUUCGACGCCCCAUUCUUCGACGACCCAGAGCCAAUGGACCCACCAGGCAUCACACCGCAGCUCUGGGACUAUGAAGUGCUCGAAUUCUUCUUCGCAAACGAUCGGGGGCAGUAUCUUGAGGUGGAAAUCGGACCACACGGACACUGGCUCUGUCUGCUGUUUGAUGGAGUUCGCCAUGCAUUCAAUAAUGGAGAGGAACUGGAACUCGAAGUACGCAACAAGUGGGUCGGCAACCGUUGGGUAGGAGAAGUUGAGAUUCCACUCGCCUAUUUCCCAGCCAAAGUGUCCAAGUUCAACGCCUAUCACAUUCAUGGAAACGAUACAGAACGCUCUUACGCCGCCCUUACACCAGUCACCGAUGGGACAUACUCGGAGCCAGACUUCCAUCGCCUGGAAUUCUUCCAGAAGAUCAACAUGCGCCGAGUGAUUCCAGAGGGCUAUGGAGACCGUCCAUUUGCCGAUUUCAAGUAUGGAGACCUGUGGGCUGGGCACUACUGA
This is a messenger RNA of Caenorhabditis briggsae, 693 nucleotides long. NCBI's taxonomy places the organism in Eukaryota, Metazoa, Nematoda, Chromadorea, Rhabditida, Rhabditidae. The coding region runs from base 1 to 693 and encodes 230 amino acids. The transcript is spliced from 7 exons. The record is from RefSeq and is a predicted model, not a curated record.